CUUUCUUUCUUUCCUUUAUUUUUUUUUUCACUUCUUUCUCCUUUGAUUAAACACAUCAUGUUGCGACCGUUUGAUAAGACGGUUCAAAAACGACGUGGAGGUGGAGAAAAUGUGAUGGAAAAUCAAGAUACCAAAGAACGGUUCAAAAACUCGAUAACAAAUAACAACAAAGCCGACAGUUUACUUCGAAGCAAGAACGUCAACCAAGUUCUUUAUCAGAAAGAACAGUCUUCAAAAGGAAAUGAAAAAGGAAAACAACCUUCUCUUACUGAAAAGAAACUUGGCGCGAAAAAUGAUCCUUCAAAGCAAGUAAUUCCCUUGAAACGACCAGUUCCUAAUAGUGUUCUACAAUCGCCACUUUCUUCCAAACGUGUCGAUCUUGGUAACUCGGAUAAAUCUACAAAGCUUGACUUUGAAUAUGGAUCCCAAGGUGAACAAGAGCUACCUUAUGUUCCUGAUGAUGUUUCUCCUCUUGAUCUUGAUAUGUUUGAUGAUCGAGCUCAUAUGGAUGCCUAUAAAGCUACAACAAAUACUACUGAUCUUGAAUCUUUUUAUGACGACGAAUCUUUCCCUACAAAAAUUCGACAAUUUCAACAAAACACAGUUGUUUCUCCAACAACACACCUUGCUCUUCAUGAUGAAGAAGACCGUGAUGAUACUUUACUUGAAGAUCCCUUUGAUAUGACAAUUCCUAUCGAACAAGUGAAUUCAUCCUCUUUCCCUACUGAAAUUGAAUUCUGCCCUCCAAUUGAAAAUGAACUUCCAUUUGAACCUGAUACUGAUAAAGUUGAUUUAUCCAUCUUUACCUCUACACCGAACGUAUCUGCUUAUUAUCUUUCCAAAUACUUUGAUCAACAAGUGAUGUUUUCAGAAGAAUUAUUUAGCGAUGAUGACCUUACAAUUGCUCUGGAACCAAUGGAACCUCUUUCUUUCCUGGAUGAUCAUGGCCUCACUCUAGAUGAUUUAUCUGCAUUAUUCAACAGCCAAUAUACGGAAUCAAUCAGUACUCAUGAGAAAAGUGACGAAGAAGUGGAUUACAGCGAUAUUCCUUUCAAUGAUCAUGUCUUUGAUGAAACUGCUAUUGUGAUUUGAACGUGACCUGGAUCAAUUUCAACUAUAUUGCUCUAGAAUGACAAGAAUAAACAUGGAUAUUAAGGAAUUAGUUUAGCUUCAUUAGUGUAUAUAUUGCUUUUUUUUUUCUUUAUUCAAAAAUAAAAACUAUUUUUUUUUUUUAUGAA
Messenger RNA from Halteromyces radiatus, 1238 nucleotides. RefSeq lists its product as uncharacterized. Lineage: Eukaryota; Fungi; Mucoromycota; Mucoromycetes; Mucorales; Cunninghamellaceae. Bases 58 to 1092 code for a protein of 344 amino acids. The record is from RefSeq and is a predicted model, not a curated record. The transcript is spliced from 6 exons.